Phoenix dactylifera (date palm) is the source of this 1123-nucleotide messenger RNA. NCBI's taxonomy places the organism in Eukaryota, Viridiplantae, Streptophyta, Magnoliopsida, Arecales, Arecaceae. The record is from RefSeq and is a predicted model, not a curated record.
UCCAAAUUGUCACCUCCGGCGGCCGGAGCAUCCCGGCCCAUUCCGCCAUUCUGGUAUUAACUCCGUCUCCUCCAAAAUUCCAUCGUGGUCUCUUAGUUUGUCUAGCUUCCACUGCAUGCUCUUUGGGAUCCAACGUUCACUAUGUUAUUUCGCAUGCAGGCUUCGGCUUCGCCGGUGCUGGAAAAGAUGCUGUACCGAUGCCGGAUAAGCUGGAAUUCGCAAAGAAUAAUCCGCAUCUUGGGUGUCCCCUGCGAUGCGGUGCUCGCCUUGGUCCAGUUCUUCUACUCCUCCAGGUACAAACUCGACGCAAACUAAUGGAUUCCAAUGCAAUAAUUUGAUUGGAAUACAAGAGCAAGUUGAAUGAUGGGUGUGACGGCGAUCGCAGAACUGCAUGGAGAUCGAGGGAGGGGGAGGAGGCGAUGAAGAAAUAUGGCAUGCAUCUGCUGGUGCUGUCUCAUGCGUACCAGGUGAAACGGCUGAAGAGAUGGUGCGAGGAGGGGGUGGCGGCGAGGCUGCGGGCGGAGGUGGUGGUGGAUGUGCUGAAACUGGCCAAGCUUUGCGACGCGCCGUGGUUGUACCAGCGGUGCAUGAGGCUGGUGGCCAAGGAUUUUGCCGCGGUGACGCAGUCGGAGGGAUGGCGCUUCAUCCAGAAGCAUGAUCCAUUGCUCGAGCUGGAGAUCCUGCAGUUCCUCCAAGAUGCAGACCAGAGGAAGAAGAGAUGGAUGAGAGAAAAGAGAGAUCAAGAGAUGUGCCAACUACUGAGUGAGGCAGUGGAGUGCCUCCAACACAUCUGCAGUGAUGGUUGCACAGUUGUGGGGCCCCAUGAUGGCAAGCCUCCAAGUAGGAGCAAGGGCCCUUGCAAAUUUCACACGUGUGGAGGGCUACAGCUCCUCAUUUGCCACUUUGCCACGUGCAGCAGGAAACUGUCCCCUGGAGGUUGCACCCACUGUAAGCGCAUGUGGCAGCUCCUUCAGCUCCACUCCUCCAUCUGUGACCAAUCCAACUCUUGCAAGGUUCCCCUCUGCAAGUGAGUGGAACUCCAUAUGCCAUCUUUUACCCCUCUUUUAUGUUGGUAGUGUUUCACUCAAAGUUUAUUAGCUGAUAUUUCUAUUUAUUUAAUGCA